Molecule: messenger RNA, 2282 nt
Organism: Linum trigynum
Lineage: Eukaryota; Viridiplantae; Streptophyta; Magnoliopsida; Malpighiales; Linaceae
Source: the annotation of a GenBank genome assembly
CUUACAAACAAUGGUUCUAUAACAUUUUUUCACAUCCCUUAUACGAGUUCCGUAGGCAGAACCAUCAGAUAGAACCAUAUCCCUUUCAACAAGCACUGCAAAAAGCUGUAUUAUUAAAAAGAGCAAAGCGUCCAGUUGCCGGCAACAAACAGAGCAAACGCAGAAGGCAAAAGACGAACCUCCGCCGCCGCCGCCGCAGCAGCUCACCGACUGCGUUUUCCCUCGCGCAAAAGCGUAUCGCUGCAUUCUGUUGUUUGGGUAAUGUAGUCGUAAAGAUAAAGUUGUGUACUUGCUUCUUAUUCUGCCGUAGCCAGGGGGCCAUAUUCGCUGCUCAGUCGCGUGGCUGCUUUUGCUCCCUCUUUCGGCCAGAUACUGAAGUCGAGUUUUUGGCAAUCUAUACUGCCCAUUAAAAUCUGAAUCGUGUCGCGUAUUCUUCUCUGUUUUCGUUACAGCAGCAGCUAACUAUGGCCAAGUUGCGGGCUCUUGUCCUUCUUCUUCUCGCCGUUUUAGCUUCUUCCACAGCCGCCAGGUUGAUUUCCAGGACGAACAAAGAUGGAUCGGAAGCCUGGGGUUAUGAAAAUGUCCGACCCAAAGCUCAUAUGUUCUGGUGGCUGUACAAGAGUCCGUACAGAGUUGAAGAUCCAUCAAAGCCAUGGCCAACCAUUCUCUGGCUCCAAGGAGGACCCGGAGCUUCAGGAGUAGCGAUUGGGAAUUUCCAGGAAGUCGGCUCGCUGGACACCAAUCUCAAGCCCAGGAACUCAACCUGGCUCGGCGUGGCCGAUCUGCUCUUCGUGGAUUCGCCGGUGGGGACAGGUUACAGUUUCGUGGAAGAAAAUGAGGCACUGGUGAAGACCGACGUCGAAGCAGCCUCCGAUUUGACGGUGCUGUUACAGAACUUAUAUAACAGAGACGAGAAGCUACAGCAGAGUCCUCUGUACAUCGUGGCGGAAUCCUACGGCGGCAAAUUCGCCGUCACGUUGGGAUUGUCUGCACUGAAAGCCAUUGAGGCCGGGAAGCUGAAGGCCAAGCUUGGUGGAAUAGCGCUGGGAGACAGCUGGAUUUCCCCUGAAGAUUUCGUGCUCUCUUGGGGUCCCCUAUUGGGCUCUGUUUCUCGACUCGACACCAAUGGCGUCAAAUUGGUCAACAAAUUGGCAGAGGGGAUAAAGCAGCAGAUCAGCGAGGGGAAGUACUUGGAAGCGACGGAUUCAUGGGGUCGUCUAGAAGAGGUGGUUUCUGAUUACUCCAACAAUGUGGAUUUCUACAAUUUCAUGCUGGAUUCCGAUAUGGAUCCGGUGUCGAUGAUGACAACAACGACGACUGCAGCUACGACGACGACGGCGGAGCUUCUGCUGGGGAGGACGAGGAGGAGCUAUGCCAGAUAUCUGAGCUCGCUGGGGGAAGAUGGAGUCGACAUUGAAACCUUAAUGAAUGGUGUCAUCAAGAAGAAGCUUGGGAUCAUCCCUGAAAAGCUUCAAUGGGGAGAGCAGUCGGGGUCUGUUUUCAAUAGUAUGGCUGCUGAUUUUAUGAACCCUAGGAUUAACGAGGUGGAUCAACUUUUGGCCAAAGGUGUCAAUGUGACUAUAUAUAAUGGCCAGCUGGAUGUAAUCUGUGCAACAAAAGGGACAGAGGCAUGGGUUCAGAAGCUCAAGUGGAAAGGGCUUUCUAACUUCACAGCAACGAGGAGAACUGCUCUGUACUGCGGCGAAGGGGGAACGAAAGGGUUCUUCAAAUCCUACAAGAACCUUCACUUCUAUUGGAUCCUUGGAGCCGGCCAUUUCAUUCCAGUGGACCAACCUUGUGUUGCACUGAACAUGGCUCGUGAGAUUACGCAGUCGCCGGCCUCUCCUGUGCUCGGAGAUGGAGUCCCAAUCCGCACUCUGUAGGGGGAAGUGAUGGUAUCUUGCAGAGGGGGAGACAAAAUGUAGAUAAGAAGAUGAGAACUUCCAAGAGGGGGAAGAUGAAGAAGCUGAUAACAGCACUCAGGAGGAUUAAUGCAGAAGGUUCGAUUAUUUUGAAACAUAAUACAAUGGAGGUGCAUGCCCUUCAAUUCUUGAAUAGAAUAGCCACUCAUCAGAUUGCUUCUUCUAUGGAUUAAUCAUUCGUUAAGGAUUCAAAAUUCGCUACAAAACAUGCUCUUUUUGGUCUUAGUUAAUACAAAGGCAAGCGGACAUUUCGUACCCACUAAUUCUGUCUCACAUCACAAAUGCACAUUCGUUAAGGAUUCAAAAUUCGCUACAGAACAUGCUCUUUUUGCUCUUGGUUAAUACAAAGGCAAGCCGACA